Molecule: messenger RNA, 1174 nt
Organism: Drosophila subobscura
Lineage: Eukaryota; Metazoa; Arthropoda; Insecta; Diptera; Drosophilidae
Exons: 3
Coding region: 41-1174 (377 amino acids)
Source: RefSeq, a predicted model, not a curated record
CAGACGUGUUUUUGCGUGUAAAACAAACUAUAAAUUAAAAAUGAAUAUUCUAGACUUGCCCUUCGAGGUUUUAGCUCUAAUAUUCAAAUACCUUGACAGCGAGAAGGAUAAGUUGCACUUUGCUUUAGUCCAUCCGCUGCUUGGCCAGGCAUUUUCCCAUCACAGCCGCCAGAAAUAUCAAAUUAUUGACCCACUUUUUUUGCCACUGAGCCACUGGCCAGUUAUUUUGCCACUCUGCGGCUCCACUGUCAACGAAUUUAAAGGCUACCUCAACGAUUGGGGCUGUUCUGUGCUAAAACUAAUAGAAGAAAAUUGCCCCAACUUGGAAACAAUUUCGCUAGAGGUAAACCAAUCGAAUUACAAUGGUGUCUGGUCCUUGCUGUCCCGAAUGAGGUCCCUGCGUUCGGUUGAAGUGGGUUUGGAUUGCAGCAAGUGUUUUGGAUAUCGUGAAUUUCUGCUGGAAUUUAAGAGCCUACAAAAACUCUGCCUGAAAAGCUGCCAAAAGGAAGAGAUUAAUUUGCUUAAAAAUUUUAUAAGCUUGGAAGAGUUAGCCGUAACGCCGCUCUCUGGCAGAGAACCCAUUGACAUUCUUGAAGUUUGUUCUGCCUUGCCGAAACUACGCUCCCUGACAGUCGCAGAGAUGAAUGUAAUUAUUCCUCAUGGGUUUAUUGUACCGCCUUGUCCCAACCUAGAGACUCUUCUUGUGGUUCGCUGUCGGAUACCAGCGGCUUGGCCACACUUUCCCCAACUGAAACACUUGAGGAUAAGGCACACAUGUAUAGCCACUCGGCAGUUCCUUAACCAAUGGGUGCUGCCACACUCCGGCACAUUGGAGCAUCUAGAGUUGCUGUACCUAGAGGAACCCUUAGAGGAAACGGAUGUUCUCCAAGUGAUCAAACGCUGUGGGAAGCUACAAUUUCUGUCCAUAGUUUUGGGUGAUUCAAACAUAAGCGAAACAUUUGUCAGCACUAUUUUGGACUUGCUCGAGGAAAAUGGUUUUAGGUCAGAGCAAACCUUUGAACUGAAAGUGUUUGAGCUUAACAAAUUUGUGGAGGUGCAUGAAUUGUUGGCUAAGUGUCCAAAUGCGGGAAUGCUAAAGGUGUUACCUGCCAAUCCAUAUGAUUGGAAGCCACCUAAGCAAGUCCCUUCUAGGACAGUUUUUGACCCGAAAUAA